GGAGCGCCGCGGCGCUGCAGCGGCGGAGCGGCGGCCAAACGGCGGAGCGCAGAGAGAGCCAUGGCUAGAGAUGGCGAGGGGCGCGGGCGGACGGCCGCCGCGGCUGCGGAGCCUGGCCUGAGGGAGCGGGGGCCCUAGGACCGAGCCGGCGUCGUCCCGCAAAAAAUAAGAAAAACUCAGUAAACCACCACCAAAAAAAAAAAAAAUAAGCAAACCCAAGCGCCACCAACCGAGCGGCGACGGCACCGAGACCCCUCCAGAGCCGCCGCGUCCCGCGGGAGGAGCCGGCCCGCGCCCGCCGCACCACACGGAUGUGCGCGGCCCGCGAUGAACGCGCAGCUGGCGAUGGAGAGCAUGGGCGACCUGCACGCGGUGAGCCAUGAGCCGGGCGCCGAGCUGCUGGGCGGCCCCGCGCACCCCCGCGCCGCCGCCGUGCCGCCCCGCGGGCACCUGGGCGGCCCCGCGCGGCCCGCGGGCAUGGCGCUGCUGGACGGCGGCGACUUCCACCACCACCACCGCGCCGCCGAGCACGGGCUGGGGGGGCCGCUGCACCCCGCCAUGAGCAUGGGCUGCGAGACGCCCCCCGGCAUGGGCAUGAGCGGCACCUACACCACGCUGACCCCGCUGCAGCCGCUGCCGCCCAUCUCCACGGUGUCGGACAAGUUCCCGCACCACCACCACCACCACCACCACCACCCGCACCAGCGCCUCCCGGGCAACGUCAGCGGCAGCUUCACGCUCAUGCGGGACGAGCGGGGCCUGGCGCCCAUGAACAACCUCUACGCGCCGUACCACAAGGACGUGGCCGGCAUGGGGCAGAGCCUGUCGCCGCUGUCGGGCUCGGGGCUGGGCUCGGUGCACGGCUCGCAGCAGGCGCUGCCGCACUACGCGCACCCCGGCGCCGCCAUGCCCGCCGACAAGAUGCUGACGCCCACCGGCUUCGAGGCGCCGCACCCCGCCAUGCUGAGCCGGCACGGCGAGCAGCACCUGAGCGCCCCGCCCGCCGGCAUGGUGCCCCUGGGCGGCAUCCCGCACCCCCCGCACGGCCACCUGGGCGCGCAGGGCCACGGGCAGCUGCUGGGGCCCGGCCGGGAGCAGAACCCCGCGGUGGCGGGCUCGCAGGCGGGCGGCGGGAGCAAUUCAGGGCAAAUGGAAGAAAUCAAUACCAAAGAAGUCGCUCAGAGGAUCACCACCGAGCUCAAGCGGUACAGCAUCCCCCAGGCCAUCUUCGCCCAGCGGGUGCUGUGCCGCUCCCAGGGGACCCUCUCGGACCUGCUGAGGAACCCCAAGCCCUGGAGCAAGCUCAAGUCCGGCCGGGAGACCUUCCGCAGGAUGUGGAAGUGGCUCCAGGAGCCCGAGUUCCAGCGGAUGUCUGCUCUGCGGCUGGCAGGUGAGCGGAGCCGCGGCGGGACGGGACGGGCCGGGCCCCGCGCCUGCGCCCGGCCGUGCGGGGGUAGCUCGGGCCCCAGCAGGGUUCCCGCGCCGCGCCCGCGAAGCCCGCAGGGUUGCCGAGCUCACGCCGGGCGCCGACGCACGCGGCGGCCGCAGCAUGCAAGAGGAAAGAACAAGAGCACGGGAAGGACAGAGGGAAUACUCCCAAAAAGCCUCGGUUGGUCUUCACGGAUGUCCAGCGUCGAACUCUACAUGCAAUAUUCAAGGAAAAUAAGCGUCCAUCCAAAGAAUUACAAAUCACCAUUUCCCAGCAGCUCGGGUUGGAGCUGAGCACCGUCAGCAACUUUUUCAUGAAUGCACGGAGGAGGAGUCUGGAUAAGUGGCAAGACGAGGGCAGCUCCAAUUCAGGCAACUCAUCUUCAUCAAGCACUUGUACCAAAGCAUGAAGGAAUUACCACAAACUAAACCUCGGUGGAAAAGCUUUAAAAAUAAAUAAAUAAAUAAAUAAAGACAGACCAGGACCUCAAGAUAGCAGGUUUAUACUUAGAACUAUUUGAAAAAAAUGUUAUUUAUAAGUCCAAAGAAACCAAAGACUUAUUUCACCUGCAUUAUGACUUUGUUCUAAGACACACGCUUUAGUAGGAUGACAACUUGCAAAAAAUAAAGGAAAGAAGAGAGUGAAAUGGAAUGAACGAAGUGGAACACGAAGAGAAGAAAAGUAGACCACUGGUCUCACACCUUCAUCCAUGAUCAUCUUCACCGUCCUUGGCUGUGUAGUGGUUUGGAGCAUAGUGAUUUCUUGUCAUUGAAUAGACAUCUUGUCAGAUAUGGCUCUUCAUUUCCACAGCGAUCGCCAUGAAGGUGUGCAGUGUGUCCAUGCUGUGUACACACCGGUGGUAGGGACUGAGUCAGAGCUGGUUGGCAGAGAGGGUCGUGUGCAGCAUGACCAGCAAGGCGUGGAGUCGUCCGAAUGCAUUUGAAUGGUAGUGUGAUUUUUGCUGUUUUGGUGUUUGAGCUUCCCCGGCGCGAUGCCCGGACACGAGUUCAAACUAGGCAGAGAAAUUUUGAAUGGUACCUAAACCAGUGCAUUCUCUUUGUUUGUUAAGGAAUGUUCAGAUUUAAAAAAGGGAAACUAUUCCAUCCAUAAAAAAUCGACUAGCUACCAAAGAACACAUUUAAUAAUUAUAUUGCAGGUAUUUUAUUGCAAUGAUUUUAAUAUUCCAAAGCUAUUUUUACACAAAAUACUAUGUAGAGUUAUAGGUAUAAACUAAUCUAACUGUAUAACACAUAAAACUUGUAAUCAAGACUGUUAUUUGCCAUUAGUAAUGUCACAUUCUUGUUUCUUUUCACGAAUGGCAAGAAAGAAUGGCACAACGGGGCCGGGGCCCAACACUUGGUCAAUGCUCAUUGAUGUUAGGGAGCUUUUUUUUCUUUUUUUUUUUUUUUUUUUUUUUUUACCUACUGACUUUUUUAGGCAGAGGAAUAGUGAUGCAUGUGAAGACCUGGGGGUCUUUUCCCAUUGAAAGCAGGACACCGGGUAGCGUUGGUGGCAGCUCUGGCAGGAGCUCUGGGCGUGCCGUUGGAAAGCCGAGUCAUGGCUCCUCUGAAGUUGAUAGCAGUGUUCCCAUGAUACAAAGGCACAGCCUGUUGUCACAUGGCUUCAUGUCCGUGUGCAUCAGGCUGAGCUUUCUUCCGUGCAUUCUUUCUUGCUCAUCUGUUAAUCCAAAUACUGCAUGAAAUAGUUUAAAAUUCAUAGUUGGAAAGUUUAACUACUCUGUUGCUAACAGAACCUCAGAAGAUAAACCAUCCCAUCCCUACUCUGAUAAAAGAAAAAAGAAAAGCGUGCAACAUCUGCAAAUUGAAUUUUAGUGUAAGGGGAAAUUGGACUUUAAAAACCAUACAUGUGCCUGUUA
Molecule: messenger RNA, 3305 nt
Organism: Gallus gallus (chicken)
Lineage: Eukaryota; Metazoa; Chordata; Aves; Galliformes; Phasianidae
Gene: ONECUT1
Product: one cut homeobox 1
Exons: 2
Coding region: 328-1722 (464 amino acids)
Biological process (GO): regulation of transcription by RNA polymerase II
Cellular component (GO): nucleus
Molecular function (GO): DNA-binding transcription factor activity, RNA polymerase II-specific; RNA polymerase II cis-regulatory region sequence-specific DNA binding
Source: RefSeq, a predicted model, not a curated record